Molecule: messenger RNA, 1842 nt
Organism: Charadrius vociferus (killdeer)
Lineage: Eukaryota; Metazoa; Chordata; Aves; Charadriiformes; Charadriidae
Product: interleukin-1 receptor type 1-like
Exons: 12
Coding region: 157-1842 (561 amino acids)
Biological process (GO): signal transduction; regulation of inflammatory response
Molecular function (GO): interleukin-1, type I, activating receptor activity
Source: RefSeq, a predicted model, not a curated record
GAGUUGAAAUGACAUAAAAAAGUCUUCAAAGCACUGACUGCAAAAUGAGCUCCUUCCACUUGAUGCUGAAAGGAGGUAAACUGAAGCUCCAGGAAUGUUGAUCAGCUCAUUGGCAAGUUACAGAAAAAACGCACACAGGACAACUAGAUAAAGACUAUGCAAAAGAUGACAUCUAUGUUUUUGCUCAUUGGUCAUCUCGUUCUACUGAUACCUCUGUUCAAUGCUGAAGAAUGCAUUAUUUGUAAUUACUUUGUGCUUGUUGGAGAACCUACAGCUAUUAGUUGCCCAAUAAUUACAUUGCCAAUGCUUCACUCUGAUUACAAUCUGACGUGGUAUAAAAAUGGUAGUGCUACACCGGUAACCACAGAGAGAGAUGCCAGGAUCCAUCAGCGAGAGGGCUUGCUUUGGUUUAUUCCUGCAACACUGGAAGAUUCUGGACUUUAUGAAUGUCAUGUAAGGCGGCUUAACCACUCUAACCAAAAAACUGUAAAUUUGACAGUUUUUAAGAACGAUAAUGGUUUGUGUUUUAACGGAAAAAUGAAGUUUGAACAAAAAGUGACAAGCACAAAUACUGGAAAGAUUAUAUGCCCUGAUCUAGAUCAUUUUAAAGAUGAAGACAAUAAUCAGCCUGAAGUACACUGGUAUAAGGAGUGUAAGCCUGGAUUUCUUGAAGACAAGCGACUUGUUUUGGCAGAGGUUGAAAAUGCUAUCUGGAUUCACAAUGUAAGUGUGCAAGACAGAGGAAACUACACGUGCCGUAUGGUAUACACAUAUAUGGGAAAACAAUAUAAUGUUUCACGAACUGUGAGCCUAGAGGUUAAAGGUGAGUGCACUGAGAAGAGACCAGAAUUUAUUUAUCCGAAGAACAAUACAAUUGAAGUAGAACUUGGCUCUCAUGUAGUUAUGGAAUGUAAUAUAUCAAGUGGCAUAUAUGGCUUGAUUCCAUUCUGGCAAGUUAAUGAUGAGGAUGUUGAUAGCUUUGAUAGCACCUACCGGGAACAGUUCUAUGAAGAGAAGAUGCCUCAUGGACUUGCUGUAUCUGGAACAAAAUUUAACAUUUCAAAAGUGAAAGUAAAGGAUUAUGCUCAUAAUUUUUUCUGUCACUUCAUAUAUGGUACUCAACAAUUUACAGCCUACAUCAAACUGGAACGCCCAGCUCAGAACAUUCAGGGUUACUUAAUUGGAGGAGGAGUUUCUUUGGUAUUUUUAGUAUUUUUUACUCUCUUUGUCUACAAGAUCUUCAAAAUUGAUAUUGUGCUUUGGUAUCGGGACUCCUGCCAUCCUUUCCUGGGUAAAAAAGUUUCAGAUGGGAAGAUCUAUGAUGCGUACGUUCUCUAUCCAAAGAACAGAGAGAGCUGCUUGUAUUCAUCAAAUAUUUUUGCUCUGAAGAUACUGCCAGAGGUCUUAGAAAGACAGUGUGGAUAUAACCUCUUCAUAUUUGGGAGAGAUGAUUUACCAGGAGAAGCUAUGAUCAGCGUUGCUGAUGAAAAAAUUCGUCAAAGUAGAAGAGUGAUAAUUGUUUUAGUACCAGAACCCUCCUGUUACAGUAUUCUAGAAGAUGCGUCUGAAAAGCAUCUAGCCAUGUAUAAUGCUCUUAUUGAAGAUGGCAUUAAAGUAAUUCUCAUUGAACUUGAAAAAAUACAAGAUUAUGCAACCAUGCCAGAGUCCGUCAAAUAUAUUAAGCAAAAGCACGGGGCUAUCCGAUGGAAAGGGGACUUCUCGGAAAGGUAUCAUUCAGCAAGUACUAGAUUCUGGAAGAAAGUGCGCUACCACAUGCCAUCCAGAAAAAAUGGAUCUUCAUCACAAUUGCAUUUGUUACCAAAAGACUUUAAUUCUCCCUAA